AUGGAAGAGGUCGAUCAUGAAAACCAAAACAACAACAACGAUCCUGAAGGAAAUCCCCUACAACUGAAAAUGCUAACUACGUUGAACAAAAGAAAACACCAACCGGGCCACCGAUUCGCUCCAACGAACGAGGAAUUAGUAGUCUAUUUCCUUAAGAGGAAAGUAAAGGGAAAGAAUCUUCGUGGUAAUGAAGUUGCCACUGUUGACGUGUACAAGCACGCACCAUGGGACCUUCCUAGCAUGGCAGUAAACAACCCGAAUGCCAAAAGGGACAAGCGCGUAACACCAUGGGGAAAUUGGAAGAAAACGGGGACGGAUAGGAUAAUUGUUAUAGGUAGCCAUAGAGCUAACGUAGGAAAAGCUGCAACUUUGGUCUUUUACGCAAGGAGGGGAAGAACUUCCGAAAGGACAGAUUGGGUGAUGCACGAGUACAAGCUACGAGAUGAAAGAUUGCAUCAACGAAAUAUACAACAAGACUCUUACGUACUCUGCAAGCUUUAUAAAAAAAGUGGAUUCGGGCCAAAAACUGCAGAUAAAUACGGUGCACCAUUUAUAGAGGAAGAAUGGGAUACGGACACGGACGAGGAUAUCAAGGAACAGGAAGAUAACGACAACUUCGCAAUACUGGCGAAGAGCUACUGCAUGUAUUCAGGGCAGUAA
Molecule: messenger RNA, 660 nt
Organism: Spinacia oleracea (spinach)
Lineage: Eukaryota; Viridiplantae; Streptophyta; Magnoliopsida; Caryophyllales; Amaranthaceae
Product: NAC domain-containing protein 17-like
Exons: 3
Coding region: 1-660 (219 amino acids)
Biological process (GO): regulation of DNA-templated transcription
Molecular function (GO): DNA binding
Source: RefSeq, a predicted model, not a curated record